UUUCCUUUCGGUCCCUUAGUCGCUCCGGUAGAGACCGGCCUUACAUCCUGGGUGCGACCACCUUAACUCUUCGCUGAAAGCGCCCUCGUACUGAACAGCACUUAUUAACAAAACGCAAAACGACAACAGCCAAGCAGUGAGCAACAACAACAAUAACAGGCGGCCAUUAGCACACUAACUAGAACAAGUGCAAGUCGUACUACCAGGGUAAUGUCACUCGAAGUUCAGGGGCCAGCCCCGGCCACAAAGAAGCUCAAAACAAGCUCACCCUUCGAGGAGCUCCUGCAGAAAGCAAAGAGUUUGGGCAUGGAGUUUUCGAAGGGGGCUCUCAACGGGAUGAAUGAAAAGGACCUUUCUUCUUUCAUUCACCUAGCUGAAGAAAAUAAACGACAAGCUGAAGAAAAUAAACGACAAGCUGAAGCACUUGCACAACACUCAGAGUACUCCAUGAGUUGUCUCAUCAAAAAUACUCCGGAAAUGGCUUUGCGCUCAGUUGGUACCGAGAAUUCUCACACGGGGAAGUCAAAGCACGUAGAAGCCACAUCGAAGCAGCAUAAGAUGAAUCUCGAAAGCUUCGACAAAGUCGAUAAGUUUCCAUUCCAUGAACCAUCUUCUUUGCUUGUGAAAUUCCGGAAAAACGCAAGAAAAGCACAAAACACGAAUCAUCUGGUAGGAAGCUACCACAGUGAAAGCGAUGUCUCGGGCUGGAUCACCGCAUCACUGGAAGAUGCACAACAGCUUGCGCAAGCGGCAACUGGAAGAACCUUUCAUGUUCACCACGAAUUCAGCCUGUGGUCGGAUCGACCCGAUCAUCUUGUUCUUUAUGAUAAGGCUAGGCAAGACCCGAUUAUUGCCGUGGAAGACAAGAAACCAUUUCGUGACGGAAAGAAGAUGACCAAUCACGUUCGGGGACAAAUGUUUGACUACCUGAUGGAGUUGCGCUGCCUUGGGCAUUCCGCACCCUUUGCUGUUUUGUCCACUUUUGAGGAGUCCUGGUUGUUUUGGCAAGAUGACGAAGAGUCCAACAAAAUAGUGGAAUCGAAAGACAGACUUACAGAAGUGAAAGAUAAGCUCGGCACUGAUGCCAUCUCUCCUACCAAGCUUGUUGCAGCAGAAAAGAAGACACCAUCGCCACCGGAACUCAAAAAUGAAGUAGGGACGGCGAACGACAAUACUGGUACAGAUUCUGAUCUUCAGUCUACCUUUGAUGCAUGUUCCAGGGACAAAUUGCUUCAAACAGAAGUCUACAGCAGCAAACAGCUUGUACCGUUGUUGUACACGGCAAUAAUUUGUGGUCUUGCGCGGAAUCCAACUGCUCCUCGUGAGAACUACUCCUCCGUACGGAAAAGUUACGAUGGUAUAGCCCUACAGUUGAACAAGAGCAAAUACAACUGGGGCCAUCUUCGGCUCAGCGUGGGUUCCCCGAUUACGUUCCAGGGACGAGGAAGCUCAACAAGGCGGACAAACCGAGGGCCUUGUUCCGAGGGAAGCUUCUUUGCGAUUGAAAAACUUGGCCGUGGCGACACUUCGAAAGUCUUUGACGCCUAUGACCACAGUGGAAAACGCUGUGCGAUCAAGAUGUACAUCAAGCGAGGUAAUGUCAAGCGAGGUAAUGACGAGAAUGAAAAGCUUCAGUCUCUACAGGACUCCAAAGCAACCGGGACAGAUUCUUGCAAAAGGGAGGCCAAGCGAUUGUUAGAGUUUUAUCCUUUUUUGCAGGACGAAGUCUACUUCGAAGAGCUCAACACGUUCCCUUGCGUUGUCAUGCCCUUUUUCCGACCUUUGUCCAAAGAAGAACGACAGAAAUUCCGAUCGGAUGAGAAAUUGGGGAAGCAGGUCAGUGGUUGCCUCUCAGCAUUGGCCAAGAAGGGUUUGAAAUACCACGAAUCCGAUCUUCGUUGGCGCCACAUUGGGUAUUAUGAUGGAGGAGGAGAUACGGGAGAAAAGUUGGUCAUGUUCGACCUGGCAGAUCUGGAAGAAAUGGAAGACACAGAGAAAAAGAAGCCCGGCGCUUUUGUUGUAUCUCAAAUCGACUAUCUUUUCAAACGUUUGCCAGACUCUGAACCAGAAGGUCAAACUGAGACGAAUGGUGUACAGGAUGCAUAA
Molecule: messenger RNA, 2106 nt
Organism: Seminavis robusta
Lineage: Eukaryota; Bacillariophyta; Bacillariophyceae; Naviculales; Naviculaceae
Source: the annotation of a GenBank genome assembly